This is a messenger RNA of Sungouiella intermedia, 1422 nucleotides long. NCBI's taxonomy places the organism in Eukaryota, Fungi, Ascomycota, Pichiomycetes, Serinales, Metschnikowiaceae. The record is from the annotation of a GenBank genome assembly.
AUGGAGAGAGUUUCUCUAUCUUACACGGUCGACGAGCCUACUCCGCAGCUGACUAUUGAGUUUGAGUCUCUCUCUUCAAGAAGUUCCUCAGUAUCGCAAUCUGAUAAUCAAGAGCUGCAAUCGAAUCAUACAGAGCCAGGCACAUCUUCUGAAAUUUUCGAUCCAGAUGAUCACCGAAACUAUCCAGAAGGAGGUCUCACUGCCUACCUUGUUUCGCUCGGGGGUUUCACUGGUACUGUAGUUUGUAUGGGACUUAUCAACUCCAUCGGUGCUAUUCAGGCUUAUGUGUCCAUUAAACAGUUAAAAGACACAGAUCCCAUCGCCAUUUCGUUCAUCUUCGCUGUCUACCUUUCGUUGGCGUACUCUAUGGGAGUAGUAGCAGGACCCAUUUUUGACAUUUAUGGUGCCAAAGUUUUAUUGAUAGUCUCGAACUUGCUCAUGUUUGCGGGUCUCAUGGGCUCUGCCAGCAGCAAGCAACUCUGGCAAUUUAUAUUGAGUUUCAUUUCUUUGGGAAUAGGAAACGGCAUAGGACUCACGCCGAUAGUUAGUGCACCGAAUCAUUGGUUCUUGAGAAAACGAGGCUUGAUCACUGGAAUUGUCACUGCUGGUGGAUCUUUUGGAGGUCUUGUGUUCCCGAUGCUUUUGAGACAUACUUUUGACAAGCUCGGAUAUGUGUCUUCUCUUAGAAUACUUGCUGCCAUAUGUUUUGGAUGUAUGACUAUAAGCCUGGUUCUUAUUAAGACAAGAUUUACACGGCCUCGUGAAUCACUGUCUAUCAAAGAUAUCACUUGGAGCAAGUUCACCAAAUUGUGCAAAGACUUUUUAAACAGGCAUAAUGAUUCUAGGUUUAUUUUCGUAAUCUUGGGAUCAUUCUGUACUGAAUUGGCUCAGGUGGAGUUGGUCACUUACUUUGUUUCUUUUUUCAUCGCCCAGGGUAUUCCCAUUUCCACAUGCUACAUCUUGCUUACUGUAUGGAACGGUCUGUCUAUUGCCGGACGAAUUAUUCCCGGCUAUGCCUCAGAUUCGCUUGGUAAGUUCAAUGUGAACAUUCUCAUGAUUUCAGCCUUGAUUGUGUGCUUUUUCACCACGUGGCUACCUUUUGGAGGAGAUGUCAAAGUCAUGUACCUCUUUGCUGUCCUUGGAGGUUUCUUCCUGGGACUGAUAUUAAGUAUGCUUCCCACGUGUCUUUCCCAGAUCACAGUGGUUUCGCAGUUAGGCGAGAGAUACGGAGUGCUCAACUUUAUAUUGAGUAUAGGUAACUUGGUGGGUGUUCCAAUUGGUGCUGCAAUCAUUGGGGAGGGUUCUGUGGCAAGAUACAAGGUGUUUGUCGUGUUUGUGGGAGCCCUCUCCAUAGCAGGCACUUUGUUUUACAUAGGUGCACGGCUGGUGAUAGUGGGGGCAAGAAUUAAUGUAAAAGUGUAA